This is a messenger RNA of Malaclemys terrapin pileata, 1219 nucleotides long. Its product is annotated as von Willebrand factor A domain-containing protein 5A-like. The transcript has 6 exons. NCBI's taxonomy places the organism in Eukaryota, Metazoa, Chordata, Testudines, Emydidae. Bases 650 to 1219 code for a protein of 189 amino acids. The record is from RefSeq and is a predicted model, not a curated record.
GCUGCCGGGAGAAGGGCGAUUCCACAGCCUGGGUUUUUGCAUGAUCACAAAUUGGUUUUGUUGUAGAAGCAGCAGUGAUCUGUAUGCUGUGUAUAACUGUGCUAUGUAUAACCUGUAUAUUCAAAAGGUCUGUUAUACUUCCCCCCUCCUCCCGCUCUUGUCUCCUCUCCCUCUCUGAAUGCCUGUGAAGUGGCUUUCCCACUCCCCCUCUCCCUCCCCCUCCCUCCUGGGAUGCUUGUGGGGUGAAUGGGCUGGUUGAACAGCUGCAAGAUCAGAAGAGCUCCAGAUAGACAAGAUGUCUGGGACUCUAAUUAGGCAGCGAUCACACACCCAAUGCAUGGACACUGCAUGGACACUGCCCGAGGUGGAGUGUGACCAACCAGACGCAGCCAAGUCAUCUCUAGUCGCAGGCCAUGAGGAGCAGGUCCUUAGAAGGAGAAGGGGCCAUGUCCUCAGCAGUGCACUCACAAGCUUGUACCUCCCAAGAAGGCCCUUUGCCUGGACCGCCUGGCCAGUGGUUCGCUGCGUUGCAUUCCAUCAUGCCUCGGGAAGACUUACCUUCAUCACACCAUCCAUCGCUGCGCUGUGGGACACUUACCUUCAAGGAUCCUAACAUCUCCAGUGCCGUGCCUGUCCUGGGAGCGUGAGUAUGCGAGUCCCCCAGACACUGCCGUGGGGGGUGUCAUCCUGCAGUACCGCAUCCAGGACCAGACCUACAAGGAGACCCUGCAGUUCCCCCUGCAGCCACAGGAUGGAGACAGGCUUCGGAGCCGCACAGCGCAUGGCCAUGUGCUAUUCCGCCUCUGUGCCCAUGGACAAUUUUGUAAAGCCCUCCUGUUGCUUCACCAUGGACUGCGACUCUGACGACAGCUCGGAUGUGCCAGAGCGGGCACCGGAGGAGUCUCCCCUGCUGAGGCUUGUGUCUCUGCAGAAUGCUGACGGCUCGUGGGACCUGGACCCCUGGCUGACCGCUGCAUUGGGGGUGAGUGAGACCGACGCCAGGGAGAGGAUGCCCAGUAAGGACGUGGCCCCGGCGUCUGGGCCAUGGUGCUGGCCUUGGUCUGGCUGCACUGCCGGGCAGCGUGACGAGUGGGAGCUGCUGGAGGCCAAGGCUGUGGGCUGGGUACGGGGCCAAGCAGGGCCCCGGCUGAGCGAAUGCCUGGAAGCCGCCAACACCCUGCUGGGCUGCAGCGUUGGCCCUGCUGUCUUUGGGCUCUGA